AUUUUUAUUAAACAGCUGUUUUUUUUUACACCCACUCAUUUAACCAAAGCAUACCUACAAAUAUUUUCAUUCAAUUUCGAAUUAAUUAAACAUUUUAUUUUAUAUUUUCUUCUAAAAAUUAAAAAAAAUGUCCCACGGUUCAAAUGAUUCUGUUCUGGAGGUUGUAAAAAAUAAAUUGCUUCAAACUAGGGCUGAAGCAGACAAAGCACAGAAUGAAGUUGAGAGACUGCAAAGAUUGUUAAUUGAAGAAAGGGAAAAACAAAAAUUGCCGCAACAAAAACUCCAAUAUGCAGAAAAAGAGGCAAACGAAGCAAAACAAGAAUUAGUUUUUCUAAGACAAAAAAUAGCUCAAGAGGGUGCUGCUCGUGAAAAGGCGAGAGGAAUAAUCAUUUUUUAAUUAAAAAUAUUUUUUAGGCUGAAAGAGAAUUGGCCGUUCUUAAACAAAUUCUUCAAGAUGAAACUUCGAGACGGGCACAAAACGAUACUCUUAAAAAUUUAUAUCCACGAAAAUAAAUUGAAAAAUAAAUAUUUUUUUAAUUGUUAAAAUUUGAAUUUUCAAUAGUGCCAGGCGGAAAUUGGAUUGUGGAAUAAAAAAUUCAACUUUCCCAUUGAAGCAAUGUUCAAAUCGAGUACCUUUCUCGAUUAUUUUUUCGAUUAUUUGCUCUCCUUCGAAAGUAUUCCCUCCCUCCUCGAUCAAUUACUGGAGCAGGCCAAGGUACUGCAGCCCAGGGUACCUUCUGUUCUCAGUUGUCGCAACAACUUCCCGUGACCGACAUUCCCCGCCCUUGGAACAACUUCCCCUGUCGAUGAACAAAUUGCUUGAACAACAUUCCCCCAUUGGAACAUCAUCAUUCCCUUUUGAAAAGAUUAUCGGCGGUACCUUGG
Molecule: messenger RNA, 885 nt
Organism: Meloidogyne enterolobii
Lineage: Eukaryota; Metazoa; Nematoda; Chromadorea; Rhabditida; Meloidogynidae
Source: the annotation of a GenBank genome assembly